Morus notabilis is the source of this 1314-nucleotide messenger RNA. RefSeq lists its product as uncharacterized. Lineage: Eukaryota; Viridiplantae; Streptophyta; Magnoliopsida; Rosales; Moraceae. Bases 1 to 1314 code for a protein of 437 amino acids. The record is from RefSeq and is a predicted model, not a curated record. The transcript is spliced from 2 exons.
AUGGCAAUUGGGGGAUCUUACAAUAAUAAAUUAGGAAACGGAAGUAGUAAUGGAGGUAGUAGUAGAGGAAGGUCAUAUGGGUUAAUGUUGCUAUUAGCAUUUGGGGCCGCGUUGCUUGGGGUCAUGAUUCUUCACAAGCUCAGGGAAAGGCGAAUCUUCAACCUUCUCAUCAAAGAGAAAGAUGGCCAACUCUUCUCCCUUCAUCUCCUCUUGCAGAAAGAAAGGGACUACAUGAAAGAAGUGAAAAGUAAGAAUGAAGAGAUGAAAGCAAAAAUAUACUCACUUAGAACCAAAAAGAUGGAGCUUGACAGGAGACUCCUAGAGAUGCAAUCCACAAUAGAUUCUCUAAAAGAUGAACAGAGGACCAUGGAGAUUGCAAUUGAGGAGAAGCAAAACGAGAUCAAAAUGCUAAGAGCACAAGAUCAGAUAAGCAAUGAAAAGGAAAAUAAUCAAGUGGCGGCCUUAGUUGAGAGCUUGAAGCAAAAGGAAGCUGAGAUUGAGGACUUGAAACGAUGUCUUCAAAACCCGGAAAAUGCCGGGUCAGUAAAUAAUACAGCUGAGACAGAGCAAAAGGGCAAGAGUGGAAGUGAAGAUAAUGGCGAGAGAAGAAUUAUUGAAGAGGGUGAAACUGCAAAACUUGAAGAUGAAAAUGGAAACAAAGUGGGAGAUCAAAGUGUCAAAGAUGGGGUUACUGAAAACCCCACUAUAGAAGGCCAAGAACAUGACAAGAAUGAAGAUUCUAAAGAUGAGAAUGUGAGUUUGAGUCUCAACAUCGUUGCAAAUUCAACUGGUGCGAUUUCCCGGAAUAUGGUCGGAAAGGUCAUGGAUGGUGAAGAGCUUAAAGUUGAAGGAGAUGGGCAGUUGGGAAAACAUGAAAAGUCACAAGAUGAAGGUGAGGAAAAUCCCGGGAGUGUUGAAGGAGGAAUGAAGUUGGAAAUCCGAGAUGGCUUUGAAAAGAAUGGUAAACGCGGCUCUGUCAGUGAUAAUGUUAAGGGGAAAAGAUGGAGAAAAAUAGCUAAGAGCAGGAGAUUGGAGAAGAGUGGAAAAUUAAGCAGGGUGACAAGGAGGAGGAGUGUAAGAUUCUAUAAAGAUGAGCAUGGUGAUUUGAAGAGCAGAGUUAAGAAUGCAGCUACCAAGGGAGGGGUACUACUAGGGGAAGAUAAUCGCCAAUUAGAAGGAAGAAAAUCUGACGUCUCUUCUUUUGAGAUGCCUAAGAAAGGUGAAGUUUCUAUAAAUGGAGAUGUGAAAGAAUCAGGAAAACAUGGAGGCGAUGAUGAGUUAUUUGAAGAAUACAAGGGGGAAAUUGAUGAGUAG